Molecule: messenger RNA, 1117 nt
Organism: Musca vetustissima
Lineage: Eukaryota; Metazoa; Arthropoda; Insecta; Diptera; Muscidae
Product: innexin inx1
Exons: 4
Coding region: 24-1112 (362 amino acids)
Cellular component (GO): plasma membrane; gap junction
Molecular function (GO): gap junction channel activity
Source: RefSeq, a predicted model, not a curated record
GCUAAUUUCAAACUGUCGCUGCCAUGUAUAAGUUAUUGGUCGGCUUAAAAAGUUAUCUAAAAUGGCAGGAUAUACAAACGGAUAAUACAAUAUUUCGUUUGCAUAAUUCCUUUACUACAGUCCUGCUGUUGACAUGCAGUUUAAUUAUCACUGCCACUCAAUAUGUCGGUCAACCGAUCAGUUGUAUAGUUAAUGGUAUACCGACGCAUGUCGUGAACACAUUCUGUUGGAUUCAUAGUACGUUUACAAUGCCGGAUGCGUUUCGGAGACAGGUUGGUCGCGAAGUGGCACAUCCUGGUAUUGCAAACGAUUUCGAUGAUGAGGAUGCUAAAAAGUAUUACACCUACUAUCAGUGGGUUUGUUUUGUGCUCUUCUUUCAGGCCAUUGCAUGCUACACCCCCAAAUUCCUGUGGGACAAAUUCGAAGGUGGCCUUAUGCGUAUGAUUGUUAUGGGCCUGAACAUUACCAUUUGUCCGCGUGAAGAAAAAGAAGCUAAACGUGAUGCUCUACUCGAUUAUUUAACGAAACACGUUAAACGUCAUAAGAUGUAUGCGAUACGUUAUUGGCUAUGCGAAGCCCUCUGUCUGAUCAAUAUUAUUGUCCAGAUGUAUCUGAUGAAUCGUUUCUUUGAUGGUGAAUUUAUGUCAUACGGUACAAGGAUAAUGCAAUUGUCCGAUGUACCACAGGAGCAACGCGUCGAUCCUAUGGUUUAUAUUUUCCCACGUGUCACCAAGUGUAUAUUCCACAAAUAUGGUGCUUCAGGUUCACUGCAGAAACAUGAUUCCCUGUGUAUAUUGCCAUUGAAUAUUGUCAAUGAGAAGACCUAUGUUUUCAUCUGGUUCUGGUAUAUGAUCCUGUUGGCAUUGCUGAUUGGUCUUAUUGUUUUCCGUGCCUUCAUGCUCUUCAUGCCGAAAUUCCGUCCACGUCUAUUGCAUGCCCGCAAUCGUAUGAUUAGUUUGGAAACUUGCCGUAUUUUAUCACAGAAAUUGGAUAUUGGUGAUUGGUGGCUGAUCUAUAUGUUGGGUCGCAAUUUGGAUCCCGCCAUUUACAAGGAAGUUAUGACUGAAUUCUCUAAAGAAAUUGAUCCCUCAAGAUACAAUCGCAACAAGUGAUUUUG